Humulus lupulus (European hop) is the source of this 1306-nucleotide messenger RNA. RefSeq lists its product as uncharacterized. Gene Ontology annotation, cellular component: EMC complex. The transcript is spliced from 8 exons. The record is from RefSeq and is a predicted model, not a curated record. Gene Ontology annotation, biological process: protein folding in endoplasmic reticulum. NCBI's taxonomy places the organism in Eukaryota, Viridiplantae, Streptophyta, Magnoliopsida, Rosales, Cannabaceae. The coding region runs from base 400 to 942 and encodes 180 amino acids.
AACCCUAGUCUCCCCCCUCUCGCUCAGAUCUCUCGCACGACUAUUACCCCCUUCCACCUCGACUAGUCCCUCCCCUACGGCCCUCCCUAGUCCCUUCUCUCUAACUCCCCGUCUCGCCGGCGGCGCUAACCAGAUCAGACCACGCAGACGCAUUCACGCACCCCAGGCCCAGCCACCAUCCUUCUUGGAGUCGGAGCCCUCUCACACUUAAAGAACAUCCACUGUGACGGUCUCGGUGAUUGGAGCGGACUAGUCUAUAGUCAUUGACUCAUUGUGGUGAGUUUGAGAAGAAGGUGGAUAAAUUCGAAGAGUUUGCUUAUACUUUGAAGCUUGAGAAGCUUGAGUGAAGAAGGAGGCUGUGAACCAAAAUCAAAUCAAAACAUUGAAAUUUUGGGAGAGAUGGAGAAGGGAAAGGGAGUGAUGGGUGGAGGUCGUAGAUGGGCCGUUGACUUCUCGGACUACUCUAGUUCCCCUUCUUCCCGCGAUAUUCCUGAUCCUCCUGGUUUCUCUCGUGCCUCCCUCGAUCAGGAUGAUUCUGCUGUGAGUCGCCAGAAGAAGGAUGCUGAAGCUACUUGGAAAUCCCAGAAAACUUGGGAGGUGGCACAGGCUCCCUUUAAAAAUUUGAUGAUGAUGGGAUUCAUGAUGUGGAUGGCUGGAAGUACAGUGCAUUUGUUUAGCAUUGGAAUUACUUUCUCUGCUCUUUGGCAGCCCAUUAGCGCCUUACAGGGCGUGGGAAAGGUUUUUGAGCCGUAUAAAGAUAGCAAGGUUGAUCUUCUUGCUCCUAAGUUGUUGUUCAUUGCCCUUAAUUUGGGAGGUCUAGCUCUAGGUUUUUGGAAGCUUAAUACUUUGGGGUUGCUUCCCACGCAUGCAUCAGACUGGGUUUCAUCCUUAGCCCCUGCUCAGGAGGUUGAGUAUUCAGCUAGUGGCCUUCCUCUACGUUGAUUUUAAUGGUGAUAAAUUUUGGUUUAAACAUGCAUCAAUCUCUGAACUCCAUGACUGAAACAUACUGGAGCAGGGGAUAGACUUUUAGUGUUGUUUACUGGCUGGAUGGUUCCUUGCAGAGCACGGACAUGUGUCAUUAUUUAAAAAAAAAAAAAUUAAUAUUGAAAGUUUAUCUUAUGUCAAGGAGACUAGUUUUUGUAGUAGACUUGAUAUCUUAUUGGAUAAUGAAGAGGUUUUCUACUUUAGCUGAUAGUAUAAAUGCUGUUAAAAAAUCAGUCUGUUUAGAUUCUCGGAUGAAAUACGAACAAUAGUCUUGUAGUUUAUGCAUGAAAUGUAAAAAGAGUCGAUGUGUCUGUUAAUUUAA